AUGGCAGAAGAGACAGACAUCACUACCCAGCAGGGGAUGUCUAACCCAAGUAGGCAGCACCUUUCACUAAACCCCACAUGCGAUCCUAAGCCUAGCUUGGUAACAGAGGAGCAAGUAACCCUGUGGGUGGCCCUCUCUACACGAGAACACACAGAACAUCAGGACGGAGCCAGUCCUUUCCUUCUUACCCCAGCUAACAGCGAUCCGCAGAGUAAUAGUGUUUGGGAGAGACCGGAGAGCACCCGACCUGCAAGCAACACCGUGACCAUCUAUAAUACCAGAGCCGCCCCCUGCACCCAUGUCUCUCAGACGGAACAUGCCACUGAACCCCCCUUAACCAUCUCCCAGAAAGCUAAAAUGAACAUGGAAUUGAACGAACUUGGGUCAACUAAUGGGGGAAUACCAAAUAAAGCAUUUUCAUCACUGGAAGAAAACAUCCAUGAAAAAGACUUGGACUAUGAACCAGUGCUCAACCUUGAAAAUGAAAAUAUGUCACCAUUUUGGAGGGCUCUGGGCUAUGCGGCCUAUUUUAUUGCAGCUUGCGUGCUGAAUUUUCAGAGGGCUGUGGCACUGGUAGUUAUAACUUGUGUGGUGCUUUUCUUCCUGAGCUAUGACCUAGUGAAAAAGUACUUUGGAAAGAAGAUUAUAAGAUUUUUCAAACCAGUCAGCAAAUUCUUUAAGAAGAACAAGAGAUGGAUGAAGUGGGUGUUUGCUUUGUUGGUCCUUGGUGGCCUCAUUGCCUGGCUUGUAGUUGACACGGCCAAGAGGCCGCAGCAGCUCAUAUCAUUUGGAGGCGUCUGCAUGUUCAUCAUCAUCCUCUUUAUCCUAUCAAAGCAUCAUCGUUCGGUUUCUUGGCGUGCAGUAUUUUGGGGCCUUGGAAUUGAGUUUGUUCUUGGAAUUUUCAUCAUUCGCACUGAACCUGGAUUUCAAGCAUUCAAGUUUAUUGGGGAACAAAUACAGAUUUUCCUAAAUUACACAAUAGCUGGUUCAAAAUUUGUGUUUGGAGAAAACCUUAUCAAGGACGUUUUUGCCUUCCAGGCUCUUCCCAUUGUUGUCUUCUUCAGUUGUGUGAUGUCUGUACUGUACUAUGUAGGCCUCAUGCAGUAUGUCAUUGUUAAGAUUUCUUGGCUCAUGCAAGUGACAAUGGGCACCACAGCUACAGAAACGUUGAGCGUGGCUGGGAACAUUUUUGUGGGCCAGACAGAAGCUCCACUCCUAGUCCGUCCAUACUUACCAGAAAUGACAAAAUCUGAAAUCCAUGCUGUAAUGACAGGAGGGUUUGGUACAAUAGCUGGCAGUGUGCUUGGUGCUUACAUCUCUUUUGGGAUUGAUCCAUCUUCUCUGAUUGCUGCAUCUGUGAUGGCUGCUCCAUGUGCUCUUGCCCUCUCCAAAUUGGUCUAUCCAGAGGUUGAAGAAUCCAAGUUUAAAAAUGAAGCGGGUGUCAUAAUAGAGAAAAGUGAAGAGAGGAAUUUGCUUGAAGCUGCCAGCAAUGGAGCUUCUGCCUCUGUGGGACUGGUUGCUAAUAUUGCAGCUAAUCUUAUUGCAUUCAUGGCUUUGCUGGAGUUUAUCAAUGCUGCAUUCUCCUGGAUCGGAGGGAUGGUAAACUACCCCAAGCUCACACUGCAGCUGAUUCUGUCAUAUAUCUUCAUGCCUGUGGCCUUUAUGAUGGGUGUAGAGUGGAAUGAAGCAGACUUGGUAGGAGAAAUGCUGGGGACAAAGAUAAUUCUGAAUGAGUUUGUGGCUUACCAGCUGCUAGCUGAGUACAAGAAAAGACGCUUGGAGGGAAUAGACGAAUGGAUCGAUGGUAACAAGCAAUGGAUAACGGAACGAGCUGAGAUUAUUACUACCUAUGCUCUUUGUGGAUUUGCCAAUUUCAGUUCCAUUGGCAUCAUGCUAGGAGGGUUAUCAUCCAUGGCAGUUGAACGCAAAGGUGACCUCGCCAAGGUGGUCCUCCGAGCUCUGAUGACUGGAGCAUGUGUCUCUUUUGUCAAUGCAUGCGUUGCAGGAAUCUUAUAUAAUCCUCUUGAAUUAGUGGAUUGCGUAAAUUUUUUAAACACAACAGAAGCUUUUAACACCACAAGUUAUUAUCUUUAUUCCUGCUGCAACGAUCUUUCUGCAAACUCUUUAAACGUGAAUGGAAAUCUGUCUUUUGUUGGUAUAUGGGAAAACGAGCCAUAUUCUGCUGCAUUUCUAACAGGCUGCUGUGGUUAUUAUAAUAGAACAGUGUGCGACCCAUUUUAACCAAUGAUCACCUAUGUGUAUCAAAUCUAUAAUAUCUUCAUACACUGGACUGGCAGACAUAUUCAGAAAAUUUAGGGCAAGUAUGAACAUAUGUCUACUGUGGUUGGCAAGAAGUCAGCUUUACUAAAAAUGUAUUCAAGAAACCCAUCUUACAACAACUUGCCAUGGAUUCCACAAUGGUCUUCUUUAUAUUUUGACAUAAAAUCUACAAUUCCUUCAGAACGCUUCGUUUUUUGGAGACAAUCAACGAA
Bombina bombina (fire-bellied toad) is the source of this 2492-nucleotide messenger RNA. Its product is annotated as sodium/nucleoside cotransporter 1-like. The transcript is spliced from 18 exons. Gene Ontology annotation, molecular function: nucleoside:sodium symporter activity. Lineage: Eukaryota; Metazoa; Chordata; Amphibia; Anura; Bombinatoridae. The record is from RefSeq and is a predicted model, not a curated record. Gene Ontology annotation, biological process: nucleoside transmembrane transport. Bases 1 to 2241 code for a protein of 746 amino acids. Gene Ontology annotation, cellular component: membrane.